Ooceraea biroi (clonal raider ant) is the source of this 1303-nucleotide messenger RNA. Its product is annotated as CCR4-NOT transcription complex subunit 10-like. NCBI's taxonomy places the organism in Eukaryota, Metazoa, Arthropoda, Insecta, Hymenoptera, Formicidae. The record is from RefSeq and is a predicted model, not a curated record.
AGAAGUUAGUUAAGAAAUACCACGGUAACCAAUCAACGUCUCGCUUGCCGCCACUGGCUGGCGUAGAAAAUAUCGCCUUGCUGAUUGGUUCCUGCUCGCUGCUUGACGCUUGACGCGUCUGAAUCAGCCUUUAGAUCCAAGUAAACGCAGCUGAAUUCAGUUGUAGUAUUUAGGUUUGUAUAGACAUAUAACCUCUAACGUGUAUUUGAUUAUAUUUUGUUAAGCGCAAGAAGUGAAGCAAAAUUCAAACAUAAGUUUAUGUUUUGAUUUAUUAAAUUUAUUAUUUUUAUCAAACAAUUGUUAAGUUCGUAUUACUUGCAACAAUAUAAAUAUAGGACAAAUUGUGUAUAUACUUGUGUACACAAUCUAGCAGAAGGAAGCAAAAAUGCUUACAGAUGUAAAUAAUAAAUCAGAAAUUAAGUAAUUAUAAAAUAACUAAAAAUCCAUUAUCAUACACGCAUACACGUAUGUUGUGAAGCAAUUAUUACGUAUCACUGUAUCAUUAUGAGUGAGAGUGCAGAAACGCAAAGUAAGGAUAGUGCGGUGUCUGUGAUAACUGAGCAGGAACGUGAAUUGGCUCAAAAUGCAUUGUUGGAAUUUCAAAAAGGCUCCUAUGCAUCAUGUUUGUUAUAUUUAAAUAAAUUGGAGAGUCUUCGGCCCAUGGAUCUGAAGGUUACGCAUAACAAAGUGUUGUGGAAUAUUAUAAAAGUGAUCUGAAGAAAACUGAAUUGAUGCAAAAGAGCUUGAAUGCAAUAUGCGGUCAAAUAUCAACGAUGGAUUCUAGUGAGGCUAUUGACGAUGUCGAGAAAUGCAUCAUGAGGUACAACCAAGCUGUCCUGCUGUAUCAUACUAAGCAAUAUAACACUGCUCUUCGAGUGAUGAAUAAAUUUUUUGCCUUCAUCGAGCCGAUGGAUAAAUGUUGGGAAUGAGGAGGAUUGUGAAAACUAGGAACUGCUAUCUUCAAUAUUGCUGGACUAACGUUAUUUUCGUCAUUCGACAUGCGAUAUCCGAUAUUCAUGAUAACAAUAACAAUGAAAUGACAGAAAAUAGUAUUUUAAUCAAAAUAUUAUUAUAUUUAUAAGUAUAAUUUGGUCUCAUAUUAAACUACUUAAAAAAAUAACGGAAAAAGUAGCAAAUAUUACUUCUUAAGUAGUGAUAACUGUAACUAUAUUGUAUUCACUUUUUAAAAUGUAUAGUAAUUAUAACGAGUUAUUUUUUUUAUAGAGUAACUUUCUCAACUCUGAUUAUAAUCAACAAUUAUAUGUGUUACUUAAUAGAAUAUAAGAUAAAUUAUUAUACUAUA